Molecule: messenger RNA, 396 nt
Organism: Mesorhabditis belari
Lineage: Eukaryota; Metazoa; Nematoda; Chromadorea; Rhabditida; Rhabditidae
Source: the annotation of a GenBank genome assembly
AUGUGUAAUAUGCAUCCAGCGCUCAUCGUCAUCCCCUACGUUCUCGAAUUGAUCGUGCUUUGUGUGUGGCUGACCGUUAUAGUCAUCGUUCACUUCACAAAAGUCUACAGGGAUGCGUAUGACACGGUAACGAUCCACCACAAGGUCCACAACACGAACGUCGAAAAGCAAAAGAAAGAUUUCGAAAUAGGGAGACAGACGAAUUUCUUGAAAGGAGGCACUGUAGAGGCUGAUCCAAAAGAAGUACCGGUGGAUGAAUUACCCGAGCUAUCACCGGCUGGAACGAGUCUUCGAUAUGCUAGCACGAUGAAGGUUCCAAGCAUCACUCAAUCGAUUCAACAAAGUCUCCGCGCUCCAUCUGUAUACAAAUUGAUAGAAGCCGAUGAUCCUGGUGCG